This is a messenger RNA of Dracunculus medinensis (Guinea worm), 915 nucleotides long. The record is from the annotation of a GenBank genome assembly. Lineage: Eukaryota; Metazoa; Nematoda; Chromadorea; Rhabditida; Dracunculidae.
AUGGGUCGCAGGGAUCAUUUCAUCGAAACAAGAGUUGUUAGCGGCGAUGAAUAUUUAACAGAAAACGUCGAGUGGGCUGAUGCUGUUUUUUCCGUGGGUGGUGAUGGAACUUUCUUGAUGGCUGCAGCUAAAGUAACUGGUCAGAAGCCAGUAAUCGGUUUUAACUCCGAUCCGGAAGGUUCGGAAGGCCAUCUUUGCCUUACCGGGAAAUCAUUUCAUUCUGUGAGUGAAGUAAUAAGCGAUUUGUUUAAAGGAAAAUUCAGUUGGAUUCGGCGGCAAAGAAUUCGUGUAACUUUGUUGAAAGUUGUGAACGAUGAGCGAUUAUCUUCGGAAUCUGAUGAUAAUGAAAAUGGAAGACAAAUAAAUAAUGGUUCAUUUCGCGCUUAUAAUCCAGGCGUUCCUUUGCUUGCAUUAAAUGAUGUCUUCAUGGGAGAAAUUCAUGCUGCUAGAGUUAGCUCCUACGAUGUUCAAAUUGAUAACAACCCUGUCAUUCGUCAGAAAAGUUCAGGAUUAACAGUAUCGACCGGAACCGGUUCUACGGCAUGGUACUACACUAUUAAUCGCUUAUCAGCUCAAGAUGUUGGCGAAAUUUUAUCAAUAGUGAAUUCGAUGGGCUUGAUGAAUAUUGAAGUGAACGAUCAACAAAAUAAGGAGAUUUCUGAACGAUUUAGUCAAAAUUUGUUAUUCGAUCCAAGUUCUCCAGAAAUGGCCUUUGCUAUCCGGGAACCAGUAUACAAUAAAACAUUCAAAGAGAUUCCUCCGCGUGGAUUUGCUAAACGUAUAUUCUUAAAAUCGAGAUGUAGCGAUGGUCAGCUUGUUCUUGAUGGUAGCAUAACCGUGCCUUUUAAUGAGGGAUCAGAAGUGCUUUUAGAAAUAUUUAACGAAGAUGCUCUACUUUCGGCCAUUCAAGCUUGA